GAGUGACUUAUUGAUCUUCUCCAGCUAGUUCUCGUAGGAAGUGCAGCUCCAAGCACCAAACCCCCCCGCCUUCCCCUUUCAAGAUGAGUUUCAGAAGUUAUUCCUCGCUGUCGACUCACGGUGGUCCCAUGUCCCUGCGGCGCUCUGUGCCCCUGCAGUCCAGCGCUAGCAGCAUCAGUGGCUUCGGCCAGAGAGUGUCCGUCAGCCGGGCGUCGAUAGCCCGGCCCGUAGGCAUGGUCAGCGGCGCCGGCAUCGGCAUCAGCAUCGGGGGGGUCAGCAACCAGAAAGAGACCAUGCAAGGCCUGAACGACCGGCUGGCCAGCUACCUGGAGAAAGUGCGCAGCUUGGAGACGGCCAACGCCAACCUGGAGCUGCAGAUCAAGGAGCAUCUGGAGUCCAGGGGAGCCAGCGUCCGUGACUGGAGCGUCUACGAGAAGCCGCUGAGUGACCUCCGCAAAGAGGUCUAUGAUAUGACCAUCGAAAAUGCUCGUUUGGUACUUCAGAUCGAUAAUGCUCGCCUGGCUGCUGACGACUUCAGAGUGAAGUGGGAGUCCGAACUGAGCAUCAGGCAGUCUGUGGAGAAUGACAUCAACGGACUGCGCAAAGUCAUCGACGACACCAACAUUGGGCGCCUGCACCUGGAAGGUGAGAUCGAGUCUCUCAAAGAGGAGCUCAUCUACAUCAGGAAGAACCAUGAAGACGAAGUCAAAGCUCUUCGCUCCCAGAUCACUGACUCGAGUGUGCAGGUUGAAGUGGACUCUCCUCAAGGUCCAGAUCUGGCUAAGAUCAUUGCUGAGAUCAGAAAUCAAUAUGAAGAGGUGGCACAGAGAAACAAGGAUGAUGCAGAGAACUGGUACAAGAACCAGAUAGAUAACUACAAAGUUGAAGUCGAACACAAUACUGAAGAACUGCGAGGUGCAAAGGUACAAGUCACUGAACUGCACCGCCAGGUACAGUCUCUGGACGUUGAGCUGGAGACUCUUCAAAGCAUGAAAAACUCACUGGAAGGCACUCUCAAAGAUACAGAACUGAGAUAUGAUAUGGAGCUGCAGAGCCUAAAUGGCGUGAUUGCCAAACUAGAGGGAGAUCUGUUUCAGAUGCGCAGUGAUAUGCAGUCCCAGGUCAGAGAGUAUGAAAGUCUCUUGAACGUGAAGAUGAAACUUGAGGCUGAAAUAGCAACAUACAAACGUCUGCUGGAUGGAGAAGACAUCAACGCACUUGUUGAGUCAACCUCUGGUGCCACCUCACAAACUAUCAAGAAAACGGUAGUCACCACUCAGAAACUCAUUGAUGGCAAACUGGUAUCUGAUGAGACAGUCCGCAUCAGCUAAAAGGCAUCAAGCUACAUUCGCCUUCCAAUUGUCAUGACCAAUCACUGGUAGUUGCAGUGAGAAAUGUAAUAGGCUGGAGUUUGUUGGCUUUUUGAAUAUUAUGAAAAAUAAAGAUCCUCUUUGACUUCCAA
Stegostoma tigrinum is the source of this 1462-nucleotide messenger RNA. It is a transcript of the gene krt18a.1, whose product is annotated as keratin 18a, tandem duplicate 1. Gene Ontology annotation, molecular function: structural molecule activity. The coding region runs from base 84 to 1331 and encodes 415 amino acids. Gene Ontology annotation, cellular component: keratin filament. The record is from RefSeq and is a predicted model, not a curated record. Gene Ontology annotation, biological process: intermediate filament cytoskeleton organization. The transcript is spliced from 8 exons. Lineage: Eukaryota; Metazoa; Chordata; Chondrichthyes; Orectolobiformes; Stegostomatidae.